Messenger RNA from Ilex paraguariensis (yerba mate), 609 nucleotides. NCBI's taxonomy places the organism in Eukaryota, Viridiplantae, Streptophyta, Magnoliopsida, Aquifoliales, Aquifoliaceae. The record is from the annotation of a GenBank genome assembly.
AUGAAUUUGAGGGAGUUUUGGGUGGUUCAUGAGGAAUCAAAGGCCAGGGGUUUUGGGAGAGUCUUUAGAUCACCGACGUUGUUCGAGGACAUGUUCAAAUGUAUUCUUCUCUGCAAUUGGCAUUGGCCAAGGACUUUGAGCAUGGCUGCAGCACUCUGCGAGCUUCAGUUGGAACUGCCGUGCCCCUUCUCCAGUAUAUCAGUUGCCGAAGCUGAUAAUGCUCCUAAUUCAAGAAGUCACACUGCUAAGACUGAGCAUUUUACUCCAAAGACACCUGCAAGAAAAGAAUCAAAGAGAGAGCUUGGAGUGCACAAAGGUUCUACAAAGUUAGCAAAAAAAUUAGCAGAUGUUAAAGUAGAGACCGAAGGAGAUGCUGAGUCGAGUAUAGAUUGUGUUGAAAUGACAGACUGCCUGCAGAAAAAAGAGAAACUAUGUCCGAGCUUCCUUUCAUCGUAUAAAGAGAACUUCCACGAGCAAUGUGACUCUCAUCAGACUUCAAGUGAAAUAUAUCAAUUUGAUUCAUCCCCUGUUUUGAUCCUUGGUCCUCUGAAGGAACAGAACUUUACACAUACAAUAAGAUUGGAAAUUUUCCUAGCCCUAGAGAAUUAG